Messenger RNA from Brugia malayi, 1779 nucleotides. RefSeq lists its product as uncharacterized. The record is from RefSeq and is a predicted model, not a curated record. The transcript is spliced from 3 exons. The coding region runs from base 1 to 1779 and encodes 592 amino acids. Lineage: Eukaryota; Metazoa; Nematoda; Chromadorea; Rhabditida; Onchocercidae.
AUGUGGCAUUAUUCACUUUCAACAACAAUUUAUUCCUUUCUUAUCAUUAUUAUCAUUAUCAUCCUUCAUUUUCGAACAAUUCACUCACUACGCUGCAAAUGUAAUGCAAAUCGUGGACCAUCACCAUGUGUUGGUGAUUUCUGUGACAUACAUAAUCGUGAUGGUAAACGUGCUGCAUGCGGUGCAUUACGACGUUUACGUCAAACAAUUUUUGCAUGCGUUUUAAUUCGUCAAAGUUCAAAUGAUACAUACUGUCAUGUAAUUGGCAGUACAACAGCAUGUUGGUGUCGACAGAUGGAUUUUUGUAAUGUUGAUUUAGAAGCAGAGCUAUUUGAUGUUGAUGAAUCAAUGGAUGAUAAUUCAAAUGAAGUAUUAUUAUCAUCAACUAAUUUCAUUACUGAUAAUUCUCAACAUAAACAACAAUUAGAAUCAAUAAAAUUACAAUCAUAUCCUAGAACAAGAAUUCCAAUACAAUCAUUUAAUAUUACUACUAUAACAAUGAAAACAAUAACAACAACAACAACAACAACAACAACGAUGAUAACUUCAUUGGAUAAAAAACAAUCGAUGAAAAUGAAGAUUAAUCCAGCAAUUGAAAUUGAUGUCAUCGAAAAGAUAAAACUUACACCGGAACGAGAAAAUCCACCAACAGUUGUUACGGAAAUAAUUUCCGAUAGCUACGAAUAUACAUUAGAUGAAGACGAUGAUGGCUUUCAUUGGCAAGCAUUAGCAAUUCCCGACAAACUUAUCGCAACAAGAAAAACCACAACAACAACAACAAGCUUAUCACAAUCGAUGAAUUCAUCAAAAUAUAAAAAUAGCAAAUCAUUGGAAGUAUUAUUGAGUAAUUUAUCGCUUUCAGCAUCACUACACAUAACAAAUUUAACAACAACUUUAGCAACUGAUACAAUGAUAUCAACUGAUAAAACUGCUAUCACUAAAACAAUUCCACAAACGACUAGUACAGAUGCAAAAUUUAUUAAUGGAAUUUUUAUUACUGAAAUUCCUAACGGUGAUAAAAAACAUAAAAUAGUAUCUGUUACUGAUACAAUUCCUCAUACUAAAGUAACACCUAAAACUAUUCCUAUUAAUAUGAUUGAUACUACGAUAACAAUAUCAACUGAUAAUCAUUCUACAUUUUAUGAAACUAAUUCACUGAUAACAUCUAUUUUUAAUUCACACUUACAAUCUACUCUAUUUGAUGAUAAAAAAUUAUCAAAUUCAAAACUAGUAACUAAUUCACUAUUAAAACAUAUUAUUUCUUCUUCUCCUACUACAAAUGCUAUGAUAAUUUCAUCGUCACAAAAUGCUAAUAUUGCUGCUGGAGCUCAAAUUACUGAAACAAAUUUUACAAAAUCAUAUUUGCAUACUGAGCGUAAAAUUUAUAAACAACAACAACAACGGAAAGAAGAUGAAUUAAAAGUUAAAUCAGACUAUAAUCGAUUGAAAGCAAAUAGUACUAUUAGUCCAAUUAUUACUUAUAGCCAAUCAGCGCCAAAAACACAAUUAGAUCAAUGGGAAUGGGAAAGAAAACAACAACAACAACAACAACAACAACAACGACAACAAGCAGUUAAUCACGAAUGGAUCAACAAUAAAAAUAAUAACAAUGGUGAUAGUGAUAAUCAUAAUAACCAUAAUAUUUUUAAUAAUAGCCACAGAAUAUCAUCGUCAUCAUCAUCAUCAUCAUUAUCAUUAUCAACAUUACUGUUAUCAUCAUCUAUUUUUUUCACUUUACCAUUUUCAUUAUUUUCAUUUCGAUUCCUACUAUCUUUAUGA